Molecule: messenger RNA, 3881 nt
Organism: Arachis ipaensis
Lineage: Eukaryota; Viridiplantae; Streptophyta; Magnoliopsida; Fabales; Fabaceae
Product: putative disease resistance RPP13-like protein 1
Molecular function (GO): ADP binding
Source: RefSeq, a predicted model, not a curated record
CAUCAGUGGCAUCAUUUGUCCAACAAGUGGGACAUUUUCAUGAAUAAUUUUAGUUCGCUUGCUUCUAAUACCAAUAAUCUUAAAGUCAAUAUGUUUCUGCUUCAAAAGUACAUAUCAGAGUAGGACAAUAUACUUCACUAGAUACCUCCAUUUCCUUUCAUUUGCUCGAUUUCUUAUAUUCUUAUCAAUUGACCUGGAGAAACAUGGCUGCCGAACUUGUGGGUGGAGCUGUUCUGUCUUCUAUUCUUAAUGUUGUUUUUGACAGGAUGUCCUCACCAGAAGUUGCCAACUGGAUCAAAGGGAAGAAGCUUACCCAGAAGCUGCUUGAAAGGUUGAAGACUACUCUUUAUGCUGUUCAAGCCUUUCUCAUUGAUGCUGAGCAGAAGCAGAUCAAGGAGAGAGCUGUCAAGGACUGGCUCGAUACUCUCAAAGAUGCUAUGUAUGUUGCUGAUGACUUGUUGGAUGAAGUCUUCACCAAAGCUGCCACUCAGAAGGAUCCAGGUACCUUCUUCUCUCGUUAUCUCAAUUUGCAAGAUAGGGAGAUAGCAAACUGCAUGGAGGAAAUUAUUGAUAAGAUAGAAUCUAUUGUGAAACAAAAAGACACUCUUGGUCUUAGAGAGAUUCCUAAGGAGAACAUGUCAUGGAGGAUUACAACAUCUCUAGUUGAAAGAUCCAAUAUAUAUGGCAGGGAAAAAGACAAGGAGGUCAUAGUGAAAUUGUUGUUGGACGACGCUGAUACUACUGAUGGUGAUAUACCUGUGAUUCCCAUUGUGGGCAUGGGAGGAAUAGGAAAGACUACUUUGGCCCAAUUGGUUUACCAUGAUGACGAAGUGAAGAAGAAUUUUGAUUUUCAAGCUUGGGUCUGUGUGUCCGAAGAGUUUGAUGUUAUCAAGGUCACCAAGACUAUAAUUGAAACAAUAACUUCACGAUCUUGUAAGUUGACAGAUUUGAAUUUACUUCAACAUGAUUUAAAGGAAAAGCUGGCAAGACGAAAAUUCUUUGUUGUCUUGGAUGAUUCAUGGAAUGAAGAUUAUGACGCUUGGAAUAGCCUUCUAAAACCUUUUCAGAAUGGAGUUAAGGGAAGUAAAAUUCUCAUAACUACUAGAAGUAAAAAGGUGGCUUCUGUAGUGCAAACUGUUCCACCUCAUGAACUAAGUUUAUUGUCUCAUGAAGAUUGUUGGUUAGUGUUUUCAAAGCAUGCACGUCUUUCCACUGACUCUAUGCAGAAUACAACUUUAGGAAAGGUUGGCAGAAAUAUUGUAAAGAAGUGUAAUGGAUUGCCAUUGGCAGCUCAAGCCCUUGGAAGCUUAUUGCGUGGGAAUUCUGAUGUCAAGUACUGGAAUCAUAUAUUGAAGAGUGAGAUAUGGGAAUUCUCUGAUGACAGGAUAAAAGUUGUACCGGCAUUAAGAAUUAGCUACUAUUAUCUUCCUUCAUGCUUGAAAGAGUGCUUUGUUUAUUGUUCCUUGUAUCCCAAAGACCAUGAAUUCGACAAAGAUGAAUUGAUUUUGUUAUGGAUGGCAGAAAAUUUUUUACAACCAGUAGGAAAAAAAAGUAUGGAAGAAGUUGGCGAUGAAUAUUUUGAUGAAUUAGUUGCGAGAUCAUUUUUCCAGCCUCAUAGUACUCGGGAAAAGAUAUUUGUGAUGCAUGAUCUGGUGCAUGAUUUGGCAAUGAUCUUUGGUGGAGACUUCUAUUUUAGAGCUGAGGAGGUUGAGAAUACUGUUGAAGUUGAUAUUAAAACUCGUCAUUUGUCACAUAAUGCUAAAGGCAAUUACCCAAUGUCAAAACUUCUGGGAGUUUGUGACAAAGUAAAACAUACAAGGACAUUUCUUGAAGUUAAUUUGGAUUGGGGGAUUCCAUUCAACAUGGAAAACGCACCAUGCAUUUUACUCUCACAAUUGAAGUACUUGAGAGUUUUGUCUUUUAAAUGCUUCCCUCUUGACUCACUUCCUGAUUCAAUAGGUGAGUUGAUUCAUUUGCGUUACUUGGAUCUAUCCAAGACCUACGUUGUGACAUUGCCUGAGUCACUGGGUAACCUGUACAAUUUGCAGACUUUGAAGCUGAAUGGAUGUUCAAAUCUGAAAAUUCUUCCAGCUGGAAUGCAAAAUCUUGUCAAUUUGCGUCACCUUGAUAUUACAGGGACUUGUUUGCAUGAGAUGCCGAAAGGCAUGAGCAAAUUGAAAGGUUUGCAGUUUUUAAGCGACUACAUUGUUGGGAAGCAUGAAGAGAACAAGAUCAAAGAACUGGGAGCACUUGCAAAUCUACACCAAUCACUUUCCAUUACCAAAUUGGAGAAUGUGGUCAACAGCAAUGAAGCUUCGGAGGCAAGAAUGUGUGAUAAGGAUGGCAUUAACUCUUUGAGCUUGUGGUGGUCAGUAGAUAAAGAUGAGAACACAGUAGAUUCCCAAAUUGAAAGAGAUAUACUUGACAAGUUACGACCUCACAGUAAUUUGAAAGAACUACAAAUCAGGGGUUACAGGGGUACAACGCUUCCAGAUUGGUUGGGGCAUUCUUCCUACCACAACAUCACCAAGGUACUUAUGGGCGGUUUCCUUUCGGGUGGUUUCAGAAAUUGUUGUAUGCUUCCUUCACUUGGAGAGUUGCCCUCUUUGAAGCACCUAAAAAUUAAAGGCUUUGAAAGGCUUGGGAUUGUUGGUGCUGAAUUUUACCAAAACCAUGAUUCUUGUGUGGAGACACCAUUUCCAAUGCUUGAAACACUCUGGUUUGAAUCAAUGCCUUGCUGGAAGGAGUGGCGUUCAUUAGAGUUCAAUGCAUUUCCCAGACUUAGGAAGCUUACCAUAUGGGGGUGUCCCAUGUUGACAGGAGAUUUGCCCAAUCAUCUACCAUCUUUGAAAUAUCUUGAUAUUCGGAAUUGCGAGCAGCUGAGUUCUUGCCUUCCAAGAGCUCCUGCUAUUACCAAAUUGUGUCUACUUCAUAGCAAUAAUGUGAGAAUUCUAGAGCUACCUCCUUUAUUGCAUGAACUAUUAAUCAAAGGAAAGAAUCUAGUGGAGGCCGUCGUGCCGGCCAUAAAGAACACCCAACUAAGUUGCCUCACAUCUUUAUCCAUCUCAGAUUGUUCCUCCCAUAUAUUGUUUCCAUUGAGUAGUAUUCCUGCAUCAGUGAAAAAGUUGAGGAUAUCAAGUUGUAGAAACUUAGAAUUCCAAAUUGAAGGCCAACACGACUCGCUGCAUAUACUUGAAAUAAGUAACAGCUGUGAUUUUGAUUUUACUUGCUACAUGAAGAAUGUUUAAUCAUUCAAAUAUGCAGAGUGGUCCAAAAUCUUCAGGAGGACAAAGAGAUCGAUACAAGUAUAAUCACAAACUACCUGGUUCUUCAACAUGAUUUGUUCCACAUGUUUAGACAAAGCAAGAUGUUUAUGAGUUUUGACAAUGUUAUUACUUCAGCGAGUUAUAUUCCAAACUUAUUUUAUGAAAAUGGAGCAAAGUAGCUUAUAAAUACUAUGGUAGGAUCAUAUUUAUAAUACUGUCCUGUGAAAAUUCAUUAUUAGUUCAUUAUGGUUCUUGCUCUUUGGCGAUUCUUCCCUUCUUGUUUGUAUAGGGACAUUGCAUUGCAAAUAAUGGACACUCACUCUCAUGGAGAAUAAUACUCUCAUCAUCACUGUGAUUGCUUGCUUGCUUCCUUCCUUUCUUCCAAAGAAACAAUUUAAGAAGCCUAUUUUCAAGGCAUUGAAGUUUCCAAUUGAACAAUGAUGUAAUUUGGAACUUUUGUUGACUGAGUUCUGUAGUUGAAUGCAAUCUAUCUAUUCAUUAUGUAAAAUUGAGUUGGACAUGAACCGUAAGAAAUAAGUGGUCUGAGAGUGUAAAAUGCUAUUGUAGAGAUAACAUGAAUAAAUUUUGGUCUUUGGAGUAUUGUUUCUUUCAGUA